Messenger RNA from Ochlerotatus camptorhynchus, 614 nucleotides. RefSeq lists its product as uncharacterized. The transcript has 4 exons. The coding region runs from base 166 to 501 and encodes 111 amino acids. NCBI's taxonomy places the organism in Eukaryota, Metazoa, Arthropoda, Insecta, Diptera, Culicidae. The record is from RefSeq and is a predicted model, not a curated record.
AAAAGUCGAAUGCCUAUCACAGCACAAAACGGAACUCAAAACUGAACUAACAGCAUCACGUGUAAUCAAAUAUGGAAAGUUAAAUCAGUCAUCAGUUUACCGUCCUCUCGAACAGCUCGUUGAUUAAAAUAUUCAAAACGUACGAUUAGUCACCCCUAGAGUAACAUGAAAUCAAUUUGCUUCAUUUUGUGCUGCGGAGUUAUUCUGGGUUGCCAAGGUUACACGGCAAUCUUACUAAACGCUGAAAAUAAGGACUUUCCUGGAGAUUGUUAUGAUCCCCAAACUGAAAUCCAUUUCAAACCUACUGAAGCCCGUCAAAGGCCCGGACUAUGUGAGGAAAUGACAUGUGGAAAGGACCUUUCCAUCAAUUACUACGGAUGUGGUUCAGUACAUGUUUCCAGUCCAGACUGCGUAGAAAUUGAACAGGACCUAAGCCAGUCUUAUCCGGAAUGCUGUAGAAAAUACAAAUGCGUUAUCAAUGGGGAAACCAAUUAUCUGUAAAAGCGCCGUACCUAUCAAGAAUUAAAGAUUUCAAAUGCCCUGGAAUAGUGAUGUCUUGUAUUUUCGUUAGCAGAUACUGAUUGAUUCGUAGAAUAAAUAAAAUGCAUCACAAC